AUGGACGACGUCUCCAAUUCCAACACCGUUAAUGGCGCUGUUUACUGUGUCUUACUGAUCGUCCGAUGGUUGCCUGUUGGCUUCAUUCAAGCGCUAUUAAUUUGGUCUUACUACGCAUACUUAUUUAUCAUAUGUUUUGGAGGUAAGUUGUACAUUGAUUCUUUUAUUUUUGCAGUCCUAUACAAUAUUUUAUUUUUCCUCUUGCAAUGGUCAUAUCUCAAAUGUAUCUUAACUGAACAUCAAAACGUUCCGGAAUCGGUAAUUCUAACUGAUUUGAGCCUAUUUUGCUCUAAGUUUCAGCUUAGUAAUUCGAAAGAGGAACAGCAGCGAGUUACGGAAGAACUAUCAACGAAAUUACCAGUUCACUGUCGUGACAGAGAAAAAUUGGUAAGAUGGUGUCCCAUGUGUAACAUUGUUAAACCAGAUCGCUGCCAUCAUUGCUCAAUAUGCAACAAGUGUAUUAUGAAGAUGGAUCAUCAUUGCCCAUGGGUAAACAAUUGUGUGGGAUUCGCAAACUAUAAGUAUUUCCUGGUAUUUCUUUUCCAUGCGUGUUUACUGACGUUCUACCUUGCAUUUAGUGUUUUGCCCUAUUUUAUUAUUGCUUGGAAUGUACGUACUGCCACCUACCUAAUAAUCGACUGA
Messenger RNA from Trichoplax adhaerens, 642 nucleotides. RefSeq lists its product as uncharacterized. Gene Ontology annotation, molecular function: protein-cysteine S-palmitoyltransferase activity. Gene Ontology annotation, cellular component: Golgi apparatus; endoplasmic reticulum. Lineage: Eukaryota; Metazoa; Placozoa; Uniplacotomia; Trichoplacea; Trichoplacidae. The record is from RefSeq and is a predicted model, not a curated record. Bases 1 to 642 code for a protein of 213 amino acids. Gene Ontology annotation, biological process: protein targeting to membrane; peptidyl-L-cysteine S-palmitoylation. The transcript is spliced from 7 exons.